CCUUUGUCAUUGAGGUGAACCGAUCCAGAGAAGAAUAAUCCCAAGUGCCACUUGCACUUUGAGAUGGACAUUUUGACCUUUCUAGGGUUAUUGAGUUCUCUAAUAGGUUCCGGAGCUUCCGUACAGAGUGAUUACCUCAAAUUUCCCCAAGGAUUCAGCAUCGGAACAGCCUCCUCCUCUUAUCAAGUCGAAGGAGCCUGGAAUGCAAGUGAUAAAGGAGUGAGCGUGUGGGACUGGUUCACACACGAGAAAAAUGAGUUCAUAAUUGAUGGAUCAAAUGGAGAUGUUGCAUGUGAUACCUAUCACAAGUAUAAGGAAGAUGUUCAGAUAAUGAAGAAUAUUGGGUUGAAGCAUUAUCGUUUUUCACUGAGUUGGACGAGAAUUUUACCGAACGGAUUUCCGAACAAAAUUAGCCAGGAUGGAUUGCAGUAUUAUAAGGAUCUUAUUGACGAGCUGCGGUCGAACGGGAUCGAGCCUUUCGUUACGAUAUACCACUGGGAUCAUCCGGAAUUCAUGAAUCGCUUCGGGUCAUGGACUAAUGCACUGAUGGUGAAAUGGUUCGCUGAGUAUGCCCGAGUUGUCUUCAGGGAGCUUGGGCCUAGAGUUAAAUUCUGGACUACUAUCAAUGAGCCGAACAAUUACUGUGAACAGUCUUCCGGGGGCAAGAGCCAAGCACCAGGAAUGGAUUUAGCAUUCUCCGGAAGCUAUCUCUGUCUUCAUAAUCUCCUGAAAGCCCACGCCAGAGCUUACCAUAUUUACAACGAGGAGUUCAGAGCUACGCAGAAUGGAAAAAUUGGGAUAGUCAUGCCGUGCAGACACAAUUUUCCCAAAUAUGAGAAUGACACUGAAGCAGCGAGAAUAGCAUUUGAGUUUGAUUGUGGCUGGGCGGCGAAUCCCAUAUUUUCCAAGAAUGGAGAUUAUCCAGCAGUGAUGAAGCAGAGGAUUAAAGAGAACAGCCAAUUGGAGGGUUUACCAUUCUCGAGAUUACCUGAAUUCUCACCUUAUUGGAUCAAUCUUAUAAGAGGAUCAUCUGAUUAUUUUGGACUCAAUCAUUACACGUCCAAGAUGGUUGAAUCAGUUCCAAGGAAGAGGGGUACUCCGUGGUACCAGGAGUCUGGCGUAAGGGUGUUCGUCAAUGAAAGUUGGCCUGAAUCGCCCACUAACUGGCUGCGUGUCGUUCCUGAGGGCCUCGGAGGUGUUCUCAGAGACGUCAAAGAAGCCUACGGCAAUCCACCAGUUUAUAUACUAGAGAAUGGAGUUUCAUCUUAUCCAGGUGUUGCCGACUACAACAGAAUCGAAUUUUUGUACGGCUACAUGAAGUCAAUGCUUCUAGCUAUGAACCGAGACGGUUGUAAUGUCAAAGUUUAUACUGUAUGGAGUCUCCUGGACAAUUUCGAAUGGGACAGAGGAUACACUGAGCGCUUUGGACUGAUCGAAGUGGACUUCACACAUCCGAACCGCACGAGGACUCCUAGGCUCUCAACAGGGUGGCUUAAGAAAAUCAUUGCCAAAGGGCGAUUGAUAGCGUUUAAUAAUACUGAAUUGAGCGUAAAUUAUCGCGCAUUUAACAUGUGUACAGGGAACUAAUUACGAUAGAAAAUAUUUCAGCAACGCUAUUGGAAUUCCAUAUGCGGAACGUCCUAAUUAACUAUUACUCAGCUAAUUAAUAUUGUUGUGUAGAUUAUAAUGUAUUUGACAUAUAUUUAGAAAAUUAAUUAUGAAAGAAAAUAUUCCAGUAAAUCAUGACACUUUUGCUUAUCAGCUUCGUCAGCAGUUUUUAUAUCUUGAACGUCCUCGUCAAUAGUUGCUUCGUCAUAUUGUUUUGUGUCGAAAUACUUCGGCUGACUGGUUAUGUACAAUAAUCAGUUGCAAGUCAACCUGGAACGGAUAGCUUUGGGUAUAAUAAAAACGAUAUUUUAGGCAGAAAAAAAUAUAUUUCUUCGCAAUAACCAUAUAACAAUUGAAGAUUUAAUUGAACCUGAUGUGGCUGUUUGCACUUGUUUAAGUGCAAUCAUAUUAAUUAUGAAUAAAAGGAAAAAAAUGGACUGUA
Diachasma alloeum is the source of this 2050-nucleotide messenger RNA. RefSeq names its product myrosinase 1. The record is from RefSeq and is a predicted model, not a curated record. Bases 64 to 1587 code for a protein of 507 amino acids. Gene Ontology annotation, molecular function: beta-glucosidase activity. Gene Ontology annotation, biological process: carbohydrate metabolic process. The transcript has 7 exons. NCBI's taxonomy places the organism in Eukaryota, Metazoa, Arthropoda, Insecta, Hymenoptera, Braconidae.